Molecule: messenger RNA, 889 nt
Organism: Apodemus sylvaticus (European woodmouse)
Lineage: Eukaryota; Metazoa; Chordata; Mammalia; Rodentia; Muridae
Gene: Hddc2
Product: HD domain containing 2
Exons: 6
Coding region: 73-672 (199 amino acids)
Cellular component (GO): cytoplasm
Molecular function (GO): 5'-deoxynucleotidase activity
Source: RefSeq, a predicted model, not a curated record
UUGCGGGGAGGAGCUGAAGGAGAGUGUGGCGGGGCUUGAGGGUGACACCAGCGGGCGCUUGUGCACUUCCACAUGGCUUCGGCCUCAUCCGGCUGCGGGGCCGGGUUGUUGCGCUUUCUGCGUCUAGUCGGGCAGCUCAAGAGAGUCCCACGGACCGGUUGGGUAUACAGAAAUGUCGAAAAGCCAGAAAGCGUGUCAGAUCACAUGUACCGGAUGGCAAUUAUGGCUAUGGUGACCAAAGAUGACAGUCUUAACAAGGAUAGAUGUAUACGCCUAGCCCUGGUUCACGAUAUGGCAGAAUGCAUCGUUGGGGACAUAGCACCCGCAGAUAACAUCCCUAAAGAAGAAAAGCACAGAAGAGAGGAGGAGGCUAUGAAACAGAUAACCCAGCUGCUGCCAGAGGACCUCAGGAAGGAGCUAUAUGAACUCUGGGAAGAGUAUGAGACCCAGUCUAGUGAAGAAGCCAGAUUCGUGAAGCAGCUGGACCAGUGUGAAAUGAUCCUUCAGGCAUCAGAAUAUGAAGACAUGGAGAAUAAGCCCGGGAGGCUUCAAGACUUCUAUGAUUCCACAGCAGGAAAAUUCAGUCACCCUGAAAUAGUCCAGCUGGUUUCUGAGCUGGAGGCAGAAAGAAAUGCCAGCAUAGCCACAGCCUCGGCAGAGCCGGGCUCCUGAGCUCGCCCGGCUGAUCCACUGUGCCGCUUUCUUUGUUUCCUGGGGAUUCCCCAACAUGAGAUUCUCUUGUCUGGACUCGAACAAGAAAUGUGAUAUAAUCCAGUCCCUCAAAGAAGCCACCAAACCGGAAAUGGUCAGGAAGAUACCAUGGAUGAAGACUGAGGAGGAGAAUGUCUUUCUGCGUGAAUUAUAAAACUAUUAAACACUCCAAACUUUG